AAGUAUUGAUUAAGAUAAGAGGAUUAUUUGACAUGAUUAGUGAAUAUUUAAUUAAAAUAUCAAAACUAUUAUAAAUGAUGAACCAGUUUUAAUAUACAAUUACUAUUUUAGAUUACAGGAUGUAUUGCUUUAAGUGUUGGAAUUUAUGAAAUCACUUAUAGUGAUUAUCAUUUUCUUCGAGGAAAAUAUGAUUUUGGAUUAUUUACUGGAUCUUAUAUGAUAUGUUCAUGUGGGAUAAUUAUUCUAAUAUCUAGUCCAUUUGGUUGGGCUGGGAUCCUGCCAAGAUCAAGAGGUAUAUCAAUAUCAUUUUGUAUUAUUCUGGUACUUAAUGGAAUUUGUCUACUUAGUUGUGGAAUAUGGUCAUCAAAAUAUUCUGAAAAUAUACACAUUGAGCUAAAUGAAAUGUUUGAUAAUUUACUAAAAAAUUAUGAUGAGAAACGUUUAAUGGUGAAUGAUGAAACUAAAUUUCUCAAUUACAUUCAAUAUAAAUUUGAUUGCUGUGGUAAAUUAAAUGUUGAAGAUUUGUUAGAUCGUAAACCAAUUAUUGCAUGUGGAAUGAAACCAAUUGAAAAGAAGGGAUGUUUAACGAAAGUUAUUGGCACGACAAAAUCCGGUCAAUUUCGUAUUGCAUUUGUUAGCAUCUGUUUAGCUAUGUGGCAGUUUUUCGGUAUCAUUAUUUACUCCUUCUUUACUUGUUCAAACUGGAAUAAUCAAAAUCACCAUCAUCAUUUUGAUUAUUAG
Messenger RNA from Schistosoma bovis, 741 nucleotides. NCBI's taxonomy places the organism in Eukaryota, Metazoa, Platyhelminthes, Trematoda, Strigeidida, Schistosomatidae. The record is from the annotation of a GenBank genome assembly.